This is a messenger RNA of Penicillium cataractarum, 1326 nucleotides long. RefSeq names its product putative citrate synthase. NCBI's taxonomy places the organism in Eukaryota, Fungi, Ascomycota, Eurotiomycetes, Eurotiales, Aspergillaceae. The coding region runs from base 1 to 1326 and encodes 441 amino acids. The transcript has 5 exons. The record is from RefSeq and is a predicted model, not a curated record. Gene Ontology annotation, cellular component: mitochondrial matrix. Gene Ontology annotation, biological process: carbohydrate metabolic process; tricarboxylic acid cycle.
AUGUCUACCGGUACCUUGUUUAUACAAGACUCACGCACCGGAGUCAAAUACGAGGUUCCCAUUCGUCGAAACGCCAUCCAAGCCAUUGAUCUACGAAGCAUCCAAGCCCCUACGACUGAAGCCGACCGUGCCGAUCAGAUCUCCCGGGGUCUGCGAGUCUAUGAUCCAGGUCUCCAGAAUACGGCAGUGGUGGAAUCUGCCAUCAGCUUCUCGGACCAUGAACGUGAGUCGUUGAUAUUUCGGGGGUAUACCUUGGAACAGCUCUGGCAGAAGGACUUUGAGGACAUGUUCCAUCUAUUACUCUGGGGAAGCCUGCCCACGAAUAGCCAGCGGACCCAUUUGAGUGAAUUGCUCGCCCAGUAUAUGGGGGAUGUUCCUCCAAUAGUGCACCAGGUUAUUCAGACCCUGCCAAGAACAACUUCCUCGCUACCACUGCUACUAGCAGGGCUGACUGCGUACCUCUCAACGAUGCCCGAUGCUAUCCCUGCAUCAUCAAAUGCGAAUUUGUACCAAGACGAUCUCGAUCGCGCCGAUAAAUUAAUCUUGCAAACCGUUGCCUGCUACGCGGUGGUAUUUGCUGCUGCUCGCUGCCACAGCAUGGGUAUUCCUCUGCAACGCCCAUCGGUGAAUCGAACAUAUUACGAAAAUCUGUUCACAAUGGCAGGGCUAGUCGACUCCAAAACCGGAAAUCCGGAUUCAGUCAAACUACACAGCUUUCGUCGCUUUGCCAUGCUCAACGCUGACCACGGUAUGGCUCUGGUAGUAUUCUCAACCUUGGUAACGGCAUCCUCUCUGACCGACCCCAUAUCAUGCCUCAUAUCGGCCAUUACAGCUGCCUAUGGCCCACUACACUUUGGUGCUACCGAGUCUGCCCAGAAUGCGCUCCGAGAGAUUGGAGAACCCACAAAUGUCCCGGCAUUUCUGGAACAGGUCAAGGCCGGCAAGCGAAAACUAUUCGGGUAUGGACAUCGCGAAUACAAGGGCGUUGAUCCUCGUGUAGAGCCAAUCAGAAAGAUAUUGAAAGAUCUUCAACCGGAAUCUAAUCCGCUUUACAAAAUUGCCGAGACUAUUGAGGCUGCUGCUGCGACGGAUGAAUAUUUUGUUGCUCGUCGAUUGUUCCCCAAUGCUGACUUUUACGGGAAUUUUGUGUUUACUGGAAUUGGCUUUGAGCCUGAGAUGAUUCCCGCGGCUAUGCUUGCUCAUCGCAUCACGGGAAUCAUGGCACAUUGGCGAGAAUACAUGGUGACACGCGGGAAGCUAUUUCGACCGUCUCACAUAUAUACGGGCAAUAUAAUGCCUGCGACGAAUCCUGCCGCCAAGAUAUGA